UGUACCAGGAUGUAGCAAUGGAGUUCAGGGGAUUUCUAUUUUUUGUCUUUUUGCAUCAAGCAAGUGCAGUUCUGGAACUGACUGCUGUUCCUCAGAGUGCUAAUGUCGGAGCCAAUAUCCUCAUCCCUUGCACCUUCAGCGUGGAUAAGCUCCCUAUAAACCCUGAAUUACUUGCAAUAGUUUGGUACUUUCAAGGAAAGGAAAUCUUGAGCUAUGAUACUGUUCUGAGAACAUCACAUCCUACGGCAUCCUUAAACACAAGCAUGACAAAAGAAGGGGUUGCUUCUCUGUCACUUUCCAACCUAAAGAUAUUUGAUAGUGGAAUCUACAAGUGUUUAGUGUUUUAUAGUCAAGAGAAUAAAGAGAAGGAAGUCAUGGUUGAUGUCUAUGCUACCCCAACAAUCACUAUUACAAAUAAUGUUGUUGAAAAGAAUAAGGAGAGCGUUCUUAAAAGCACUAUCACCGGCUUCUAUCCAAUCGACAUUGACAUUAAAUGGCUCAGUGAAAAAGAGGUACUGAAGUCUGUUCAUUACACACCUCAAAAAAAUUCUGAUGGGACUUACUCACUGAAAAGCUCUGUCACAAUAACACCAACUGAUGAAAAUGAAAAUCAGACCUACUCAAUUAGAGUCCUACACGCCUCUCUCCAGGAACCUCUCCAGAAAAAUUUCCGACUUGAGUAUGAAGGAAACAAAACAUACCAAACAACAUCUUUAAUAGCUGUUUUUGUGGUCAUUAUUUCUCUCUUGCUGAUUGUAAUUCCUGUCAUCAUCGUGUGCAAGCGAAAAAGCAAGAAAAAAGAUGUAACAGGAAGAGCUGUGACACCAAACAAAACAAUAACCAUACCAGGAGACAUUGUCACACAAGAAAAUAUGGGAAGAAUAGAAAGAUGCCCCAGACCAGAUAAGUCAGGAGAACCUUUAUUAGCAAAAAGAUCUCAGACCAGUGACACAUUUGCAUCAGGAGGAGACUGUACUGAGAAGAAUAUCAAACAACCUGCAGAUGCAACAGGAAGAGAUAUGGCACCAAACAAAACAUUAACCGUACCAGGAGACAUUGUCACGCAAGAAAAUAUGGGAAGAAUAGAAAAAUGCCCCAGACCAGAUAAGUCAGGAGAAACUUUAUUAGCAAAAAGAUCUCAGACCAGUGACACAUUUGCAUCAGGAGGAGAUUGUUCUGAGGAGAAUGUCAAACAACCUGCAGGUCAGUCAGAUGAAGAGGCGCUGUCUGUCCUGAACAAGUCAGAUGAAAUAGAUCCAGAUGUAACAGGAAAAGCUGUGACACCAAACAAAACAAUAGCCGUACCAGGAGACAUUGUCACACAAGAAAAUAUGGGAAGAAUAGAAAGAUGCCCCAGACCAGAUAAGUCAGGAGAACCUUUAUUAGCAGAAAGAUCUCAGACCAGUGACACAUUUGCAUCAGGAGGAGAUUGUACUGAGAAGAAUAUCAAACAACCUACAGGUCCUAAAGCACCAGAAGUAGAAGAUAUAGAAAUCCACAUGCUGGGAAGUUCAGAAGCUGAGUAUCAGUGUAAAUGCUCCAAGUAUUUCCCAGAUGAUCUGCGAGUCACAUGGUAUCAAAAAGAAAAAGGAGGCGGCUAUGUUCCUGUGGACAAAGCAAAAUGCAAUAUUCCAGUUCUCCCACAAGUAAAGCAGCCUGAUGGCACUUAUACCUGUACUGCAAGAUUAAUCACUUCCUCACAGAACUCAGAGAGCGGACUUAAAUUUAUGUGCAGUGUGGAACAUUCUACUCUGAAAAUGUCAAUUAUAAGAAGGGAAAGAUAAGUUUAAAUGAUGCAUGAGUACAUAACACCUGAUUCUCAAUAUGACAAUCACACACUGUAAAACAUACUGGUCACAUUUUAAAUGAAAGUUGGCAGCCAAGAAUGUAUUACAUAAUAUACAUGGUGCAAAUUAA
This is a messenger RNA of Bombina bombina (fire-bellied toad), 1917 nucleotides long. RefSeq lists its product as uncharacterized. The coding region runs from base 18 to 1784 and encodes 588 amino acids. The record is from RefSeq and is a predicted model, not a curated record. The transcript has 9 exons. Lineage: Eukaryota; Metazoa; Chordata; Amphibia; Anura; Bombinatoridae.